Molecule: messenger RNA, 3322 nt
Organism: Cottoperca gobio
Lineage: Eukaryota; Metazoa; Chordata; Actinopteri; Perciformes; Bovichtidae
Gene: kbtbd3
Product: kelch repeat and BTB (POZ) domain containing 3
Exons: 10
Coding region: 230-2125 (631 amino acids)
Molecular function (GO): protein binding
Source: RefSeq, a predicted model, not a curated record
GCAUACAUGCACACACACACACAGCACUUUUACAGGGCUUUUACAAACGACAUACAUAUCUCAUUAGUAUUAACAAAACAGCGCACUUUCAACGAAGAUUAUGUUUCCGACAAGUGUUACUGCAAAAAAAGAAAAAGCUGUCCGAGUCAUCGCGUGAUUUCACGCUUCCGGAAGUUAAAUGGCAUAAGAAAGAGAGAGCUGUCCGAGGUUCUGACGCUAAUUUGGGAAGAUGGAUGAACGUCAAGAGUCAUUGUCCUUUAUCACCAACACCGAAAACUCCUGCAGCUGCCCCUCCAGUAGUAAACCUGGCAGUACUCUACAAUGCAAUGGUGCCCAAGAGCCCCAGACCCUGCUGCGGGUACCUGAGUCACACGGACUCCAGCUGCUGAGCGUGCUCAGAUCAUUCAGGGACCAAGGCUUGCUGAUUGACUUCACCAUUAAGGUCCAGGAACACACUUUUCCCUGCCAUCGCUGUGUCCUUGCAGCAUGCAGUGAUUUUUUCAGGGCCAUGUUUGACAUUGAUAUGCGAGAGCGUGAUGAUGGUUCAGUGACUCUGGGUAACCUGUGUCCGGUGGCGGUGGGUUGUUUCCUGGACUUUGCCUAUUCUGGAGAGACACUCAUCACUGAAGGCAAUAUAGACAUGCUGUUUCAGCUUGCCUCUUUUCUUCAGGUAUCCGUCUUGUCCGAAGCGUGCAGCAACUUCCUGAGAGGAACCAUGGAUCUUUGUAAUUGUCUGUCCCUCUUCUCCCUCGCUGAGGGCUACGGCUCUGCCUCCCUCCUCCAAAGUGCCAACGAGUUUGUGGCUCUGAACUACUUUGAGCUUUCCAAUACCUAUGACUUUCUGGAUAUACAGGUGAAUGUGUUGGAAGCAUGCCUAAGGUCAGAUGCUCUAAAUGUGCCAAGCGAGGAGGCUGUGGUGAAGUCACUUCUCAGAUGGACACGCCAUGAUCGCUCGGAAAGACUAAAACUGUUGCCGGGCUUGUUAUCUCUAACUAGAUUCCACCAUCUCCCUGCACCUGUACUAAAGACUCUGCGUGACACAGACGCUGUCCUCUUCAGCAGUAAGUCCUGUCUCGCCCUGCUCUCAGAAGCUCAGAGCAGGCAGGAUCAGUACAGCGGCCUGCUCUCUGACGCCAGGCCAGCCACCACACAGAGCUACAUCUACAUCCAGAAGACGGAGGAGAACGGAGAAAUCCACCACAGCUUCUGCUACUGUCUGGAGACCGACCAGUGGAAAGAGCUGGGAACAGGGCAUGGGGAGGGGACAGCCAUGAUGCCAGACCUCCCGGGAUCCUACCUUACCAGCUUUGCUGAGAAGAUGUUUAUCACAGGUGGUUGCCGGGGGAACUGUUGCCGGGCAAUACGUCGUCAUAUAGCCGAGCCGUUCCAUGACGCCACGGACGAGGUUUGGUGCUUCUGUCCCGUGACCAUAACCUGCACGCCUGCACCAGCCAUGCUGAAGCCCAGAACCAUGCACACAGCUGUGACCUGCCUGGACCGAGUGUACGUCAUUGGAGGACGGACCAAGGGAUCCAGAGGGGGAGCUCCCAGUCUGCUGGAGGUGGAGUAUUAUAACCCUCUGACCCAGACCUGGAACUCGGUCAGCCCGCUGCCCACUACCAUGUUCUACCCUCAGGCCAGUGCUUGUGGCAGUGUUAUCUAUACACUGGGGUCAGAGAUGGAGAUCACAGACACCUUUAACCCCUCACUGGACUGCUUCUUCCGCUACGACGCCCAGCAGGACCAGUGGAGCCGCCUGGUGGCAGAGUUUGGCCAGUUCUUCUACGCUACACUGGUCAAGUCGGUGUCCAUUAAUAAUGCACUGCACAUCUGUGACCUCUCCACUUACAAGGUCUACAGUUUUUGUCCAGAGACCUGCGCGUGGAAGGCGGAAGGGUCAUUUGAGUGUGCUGGGUUCAAUGCUGGAGCAGUGGGUAUGAAAGACAGAAUCUACAUCCUGGGUGGAGACUAUUCACCUGACGAGAUCACUGAUGAAGUUCAGGUGUUCCACAGUGGGAGAAGUCAAUGGGAGGAACUGACUCCCAUGCCCAGAGCGCUCACUGAGUUCCACUGCCAGCUCAUCAGCUUCAACAGAUACAAAGACCCCUGGGGAGACACAGCUUAAUACACACAUGAGCACAUGUGAGUGGACACAUGUGUGUGUGUGUUACAUGUGUCACUGAUGGAUGUCAGACAGCUGAUAGAGAGAAUGUAAAACGAAACUAAAACCACAUCUCUCACACAUCAUAACAAGAGAGCACUUGAGCCAAAUGAUUUAUUACUUUUAUUAAUUUAAAGAUUUGAUCCUUAACUUUGUGCGUGUGAAGCACCUGCUGUUAUUGGAUCUUUGUUGUGUCAAUCAAAAUGUGGUCCCUCCCAUAGAGGAACCCCAUUGAGCAAAUGACUAUUUUCGAAAUUCUAUUUUAGUAACUUAAUGUUUUUUUUUCUGUGUAUUAAAAGGAGAAUUCCCCCAAAGAAGAACUCACAGUAUCUGCACUUUUAUCAGCUCUCCUACAGCUAGAAUAUAGAAAAGGUGACUUAGUUUUGUAACACCUUUGAGGCUCCAUUUACGCAGCCUUAAGGAGGAAUUCAGUGCCCUUUUCCUGCAUUUGGGAAUUUUGCAUCUUGAACGGAUCAAUUAAUUUUGUUCCAGCGGCAAUACAUAAAUACAUUCAUAAGUCCCUUUCCUAUAUGUGCUUUAUUUGAUGGUAGAGUUUAGAAAAAUACACAUUAUUUUUGUAAUAUUUUAGACAAUGGUCCAAUGUAUGGGUUUUCUUUGUUUGUUGUUAGCUGACGGAGACCUGCUCAUAUGUAGACUAUUACUCAUUUAAAAUAAUUUAAUGACAAUAAUGUGUAAAUUAUCUGGGUGGAUUUUCUCUUUAAACUACUCGCUUGUAUUAUGUUUCAGCCAUGUAUCCAAUCAUGCCCUGUUUCUCCUCUCAUGAUAUAUAAUUCUACAUGUGAUCAAUACACAGAUUGCCUGAUAACCUUUAGUAACUGCUUGUUUAAUUGAAAUGUGCAACUACAAAGAGAAACAUAACAAGUUUCAGAAACCAGGAGGAGAAAAAUAUGGGCUUCAUGGUGUAAAUCAUGAAUGCAUAGUAUGUUUAUGUUUGACUUUUUGUAAGUCGCUUUGGACAAAAGCGUCAGCUAAAUGAACUGUAAUGUAAUGCAAUGUUAUGUUAUGUUACGAAACAGAAAAAGAAUCCAACAAAUGAAAGUCUGUUUAAUGGCAAGACGUGAACAUAAACAUAAUGGUUCAAUAUUUGUGUUGAUGUCUUCUUCUUUGAAUAGAUACAGUGUCUGCAUCUGAGACAUUCAU